AUGCCCGCGUCCGACCCCAGCUUUGCCCCGCUUGCCCGCUGGAUUGAGGACGCCGGCGGCCAUGUGCGCGGUCUCGACCUCCAGCCCUGCCGCAUGGGCCCCGCACUCGUGCGCGGCCUGGUCGCCACCGCGCCCGCCACCGCCGGCACGUCACUGCUGGCGGUGCCCCUCUCCCGGGCGCUGCGGGACGACCAUGUGCCUGAGGCCUACCCAGGCGCCCCCUGGACGGCGUCGAUGGCGGCCUAUCUGAUACAGGAGGCGGAAAAGGGCGCGGCCUCCGCCUGGGCGCCGUAUUUGGCCACCUUGCCCGAUGCCGCAGCGCUGGCAAGCGAGGGCGGCGCGGCCAGCAGCAGCAGCAGCAGCGAUGGCGGCGACGCGGGCAUGCUGUCCCUAUCGGAUGUGGAAGUGGAAGAGGUGCAAUACGCGCCCGCGGUGGCGGCGCUGCGCGCGUACCGCGCGCAGGGACGGCGCGCAUACGACGACUGGCGGCCGGCGGGCUCCGCGGCCGCGGCAAGCUGCAGUUGGGAGCGCUUUGCCCUGGCGCUGCACCUGGUGCAGUCGCGCACCAUCCGCCUGGCCAUCAUGGGCUGCCGCGUCAUGAUACCAGGCAUUGAUUGCCUCAAUCAUGGCGGCUCGGCCGGCGCGACCGGCACGCUUGCGCUGGGCAGCAGCAGCUGGAGCGUGGGAGGGGAGCGCACUGUGAAUUUCGUCACGACGCGCGACGUGGCGGCCGGGGAGCAGGUCUUGUGGACCUACGGCGACAGGAGCAGCGAGGACUUUUUCGCGUACCACGGGUUUGUCCUGCCAGACAAUCCCCAGGAGGAGGCGCAGCUCUGGGGCAGCGUGGGGGAGAUGGUGGCCUGGUUCUGCCGGGAGCGCAGCGCCGAGGACGCCGCGGGGCGGCUUCUUGCUGCGGCAGCCUCCUUCCCUGCUUGCCCCGCCUUUGAUUCAGCGCUGUGA
This is a messenger RNA of Monoraphidium neglectum, 960 nucleotides long. RefSeq lists its product as hypothetical. Gene Ontology annotation, biological process: peptidyl-lysine monomethylation. NCBI's taxonomy places the organism in Eukaryota, Viridiplantae, Chlorophyta, Chlorophyceae, Sphaeropleales, Selenastraceae. The transcript has 5 exons. Bases 1 to 960 code for a protein of 319 amino acids. The record is from RefSeq and is a predicted model, not a curated record. Gene Ontology annotation, molecular function: protein-lysine N-methyltransferase activity.